CCGUCUCCAGGCUGGAGAACGAGGGACGCUCGGGGGUGUAAAUGGAGAGACACUGGCAAAUCAAUACGGCAAUGCCCGCCGGUAAGCAAGCAGUCGGGGCUCAUAGUUCGCGAGGAACGCGUCGAAAGUCCACGCGCACGCUUAGUUCAUCAGCAACACUCGCCAGACCAGUCCAUUGCACUCUUCGCCGUCAUCAUCAUCGACGUGGUUUCGCCGAGACGUCGGUUCCGCGCGUCGUCCUGUUCCCCCCGGGACGUCUCAGUUUCACGAAGCGAAGUGCGCCAAGAAGGCGGGUGGUAUCCUCGCGCCUCUCCGAUGCCAGCGGUUCUCCUCGGGUAACUGACCUUGUGCAACAGCGCGUACGUUCGGCUCCCGGACCAAGAAGCCAGUUACUUCGCGUCACGAGGAAAUCUCUCUCUCUCCCUCUCGCAAGCCAGACCCCUCCGCAGACCGGGAGACUCCUCGUUGGCCUUCUCCGCUUUCUAAACUAGAGGAACACACGAAUCCUCGGCCAUACGUUCCGUCGAUUCCGCACUCUCGACGUGGAAUAUCGCAUACAUAUAUAUACAAGGUCAGACAAGCCGACGGGAGGAGAUUAAGCCGCCCCGCGAGAGACCCUUGAGAGCCACCAAUCGUUAUCACCGUCGCUAACAAGGUGGUCCAAUCCUUACCCGGUACCACGAUCGAGCUAAUAGGCACCCGCAAGGCCGCCAGGCUACUACAACGUCUGGUAGGCGUGAGUGAUUGGUCCUUCCGCACGGAUUUACCGAAACAUCCCCAAAACGGCAACCCGUCGUCGUCGUGGUGUUGCCGGGGCCCCGCCGUUAGCCGCGAGAGAUCGCGAGAAGGGAGUUUGGGGGUAUCGGCGGGAGGAUCGGCCUACUUGUACGGAACCGGUUCUCGCUCCUGGUACGCCGCUUGCUGGCGGCCCGGUGAGAUGGAAGAGAAGUCCUCUGCCCGAUUUUCCGAAUACCUGUUCGCCAAGAUGGGCGGGCAGGACGUCUCGGCCUCUCAGGGUCCCCGCAAGGUGACCGCCGACACCAGAAAGUGGAUGCGGGAGAAUCUCCUGCUCAUGGUUACUCUAUCCGGCGUGCUCUUCGGUGUAAUCCUCGGGUUCGGCCUGCGUCCCCUGGAUCUCGGAGCCGACGCGGUGAUGCUGAUCAGCUACCCGGGAGAGCUGUUUAUGAGGUUAUUGAAACUGAUGAUCUUACCUCUGGUAAUCGCCAGCCUUAUAUCGGGUUCAGCGAGUCUGAAUGCCAGGAUGAACGGGAUGAUCGCCGUUCGUACUCUGGUGUACUUCAUACUGACGUCCUUGCUCAACGCUGUCCUUGGGGUAGCCUUAGUCCUCGUUAUUCAUCCCGGUAAUCCUGGCAUCAGGGAAUCGAUCGGCACGUCGCAUCACGCGAGGGCCGUUAACAUACUCGACAGCCUACUCGAUCUGGGAAGAAACAUGUUCCCGGACAAUCUGUUUCAAGCGGCUUUCCAACAGGCACACACAGUAUACGUCCCGAAGAAGCAACCGUUCCAAAACGUCACCGACCGGCUGCCGAGUGAAGUUCUGGGAGACGAGGAGCUGAUAAGAGUGAUACAGUACAGAAGUGGCACAAACACUCUAGGCAUAGUUUUCUUCUGCCUGGUCUUCGGCACGUUUCUGGGAACGUUAGGCGAGAAAGGUCAGGUCGUGAUAGACUUCUUCAAGGCUGUGUUCGAAGUAAUCAUGCGAAUGGUCUCGACGGUCAUGUGGAUGACACCGGUGGGCAUCACCUCCGUGAUAGCGGGCAAAAUACUCGGCGUGGACGACCUGGUACUGGUGAUGUCGCAGCUGGCGUGGUUCAUCGUCACGAUCGCGAUCGGUGUCUUUCUCUAUCAGCUGGUGAUCAUGCAACUGAUAUAUAUGGCCUUCGUUAGAAAGAACCCCUUUAAAUUCUACGCCGGCCUGGCCCAGGGUACCCUCACCGCCUUCGCCAUGGCAUCAACGGCUGCCGCGCUUCCUGUGACUUUUCGUCUGAUGACCGAGAAGCUCAAAGUCGACCCUAGAGUCACCAGAUUCGUCCUGCCGAUCGGUUGCAAUAUUAACAUGGACGGUACCGCGCUCUUCGUCGCAGUCGCUAGCAUAUUCAUCGCCCAAAUGAACGGCAUCUUCCUGGGCUUCGGGGAGAUCAUCACCGUCAUUCUGACGUCCACCGCUGCUUCCGUAUCAUCGGCCUCGGUACCUAGCGCUGCACUCGUCCUGCUGUUGGUCGUCCUAAGCGCCAUAGAUGCUCCCGUUAACGACGUAUCCCUCUUGUUCGCCAUCGAUUGGUUCGUAGAUCGGAUAAGAACCACCAACAAUAUGCUGGGAGACUGUUACGCCGCUGCUGUGGUCGAGCAACUGUCCAGACAAGAAUUAAUGGCGUUGGACGCAGCAGCCUAUCAAUCAGAGACGGUGCUGCCAACCACCAUCGCCAAUGGAUGCAUUUCCGCCAACAGGGUACCUGAUCCUGACACCGUCGUUGUCGAGAUGCAGGACGACGCACGGAUAACAGGGAUCGCCAAGUAAACACACUUGUUGCCUCGGAGCGUUGCACAUGUCGCGGAGCGUGACGGAGGAGACCGUUUGACUAGUGGUUAGCCUCGCAGAAUAGUUCAACCACCGUGAAGUCCCAUCAACGAUGAAAUAAUCUCGACUCUGCGAGCCACUCGAGCGCAUUGAACGAUGGAACAACGGCCUGUUCAUCGAGGAUCAAAAAAGGGUACAUAGGUUGCGUCAACGGCGCGUUUAGUUCCUCUGCUUCUCCUCGUUCUGAUAAUUUCCGAAGUUGGUAUGGAUCUUCCGCGAAGGAGUUCUAUAGUUCGAAAACCAAGAGAAAGAGAGAGAGAGAGAGAGAGAGAACUCUCAAGAUCGCCAGAGUGCGACACGAAGAAAUCCAAAGUCAAUAAAUGAAGAACGCGUUAUGCACGUGGAAUGCAAAUACAGCAAUAAGAAACGAUAUACGUACUUUAAAAGCUCCGGGCGAGACUUCCACAAGCUCGAGAGAAGGGUGCUUUUUCAUGGAGGACACGCGGUGAUCAUUUCGCUGCCGCGCGUCGUUAACUACGCUCGACGUUGUCGAAAUGUAAUUUGAAGAGUCGAGGCACGAGUCGUCCAACGACCCGCAGGAAAAAUUACACAGACUGAAAUUGAAGGGAUGCUAAUUCGACCAGGCCGACUCGAACGUUAAAUAGACGAUAGAUGAUCGUAGGACGAAGUCUCACAAAGUAGCAAAAAGGAAAAAGAAAACCACCGUGAUCACCGAUUCGAUCGCGCUCCGGUAAGAAUCAGUGAUCGUUUCUACGAUCGAUCGCGUAAACAGCGUCGAAUGUGGUGCCUUAUUUCAAUGCGCCAAUCACAGGACAGGCGCGAUGAAAGUAAAGAUUUUCUUAAGUUCGUUUUUCGGGUACACCCUCGUGCGCCGGGGUGCGUCAAUGUGUGUGUGUCGGCGCUGAUUCCAAUUACUGGCGCUUUUUCGAUGUAUUUAGAAACGUCCUAGGUCCCCCGCACAUCGUGGAUCGAGCACACGACUGUUUUCAGUGACGCGACGGAUACCAGUUUCUACCGAUGACAAAUUUUUUACGACACGGCCGGGUUGGUAAAAGAACUCGAUGUGAUAACACUGUUAGAUAGCUGCGUGCGUAUCUACAUAUCUAGAAGACACGACGCGAGUACAUUCGAUUACAUCCUCGUACGUAUUAAUGUAACACUGUAUUUAGAUUACACACGACCAAAGACCACUCGUACUUCGUAUCGCGUAUCGCCGUCACUGAUCGCAAUCCAAGUCGAGGGAGGGAAAUUGAGACACGACUCACGCGUCGACAAUGCACGUUUCUGCGGGGAUCAAUGUUAACCACACGCGAAAAAUACGGUAAGAAAAGAAGAAGAAGAAGAAGACUUACGAGCGGACGCGGGACUUGAAAUAGUUUUUAAAAGUCAUAUCGAGAAACUAUGUAUAACUAUCGGACCAUUAUAUGGGCAGAAACUGAACUGCGUAGAGAAACUUUUACGUGCCCCGCUUUUGAAAGACACGUGUGUUUGUUGACGAAAGGGCGCUCGUCGAGACGGAAGCCUGGAAUCCUGAUUCUGUCCCCAACGUGUCAAAAUCGACCCGAAGAGACUGCGUUCUCCACGCCCGUUUAAUAAGAAAUUUUAAUAAGACAUUUUCAUAAGAAUAUUGAAGAAGAGAUUUUCCUUUAGAAAUUGUACGGGAAGCGCGUUUUCGAAAUUACCGAUAAUGUUCGUGUUUUCGUCGACGAAAGGGCGAGGGUGAGAGACUCUGUCUCGUCGCGCCUUUUCGACUAAUAUUCCCUGCCGUAGAGUAAUAUACCUUCCAGUAUAAUGUUGUCCACUCAAGUAGCUUAGAACAAGACAAAAUCUGUGUUUCGAUCGUAUGCGAGAGGCCAUACGUAUCCGAUCUACGAAGAGAAUGAGAAAUAAAAAAUAAGCGCGACUCGUCGUCGAGCGGCAACAAGACUGGACACACAAUAUAAUAAUAUCGUUUUGCUAGACAUAACGUAAUUGGUAAACGAUCCUCCUAUUAAAGGUUUCGCUGAUUCUAGGCACUAGGUAGGUAGGUCGAUACGUGUUACAUCGUAGAGACUGUUUAAAUGUACAAACUAUUCGAGUACAUAGCAUUAUUAGCGUUCGUUGUAACGAUUAAUGUUCAUUCAUCAGUAUGGGUUCUGACACGUUGUUCAAAUUUUCUCUGUUAAUUUGUUCGGAAGAAUAUGUUCGCGAGAAAGACAAGUUUCUGUUGUUAAGAGGGAAACAAAGAGGGAAGCGAAUGGAAAAAUAUUUUACGCUAGCGUAAGAAUUAUUCAAUGCAAUUGCUGUUAAGGAUACGUUCCAGUAAACGUAAACUUAAGGACUAGAUUUCGUAAACGCAUGGAUGGCAUUUAUAUUUGAAACAUCGAAGUGAGACACUUGACGACUAAAGCAAUGCAAAAAAUAGGAACUAAUAGUUGAGAGAACAUUUAGUUGAUACUUGUAAGAACAGAAGGACAAUUACAAUUAAUUAACGAUGGAUACUCUUCAUUCAAUUUUACUUAUGUAAACACACACACACACACACACACACAUACACACAUAAAUUAUACUUCUUUUUUAUUAUCAUAGAUUUUCGAUUUUGUUUGGAAUACCCUGCCAUUCUUUCGAGUGAUAUAUCGGGUGCUCCCGUUUUCACUCGGCACGUUUCACCCCCGAACGUUAAGAAAGUGAGAUAUUGACUGCACCGGUUGCGGGGGUAAAACGAGCGGAGGAGAGAAGGGAUAAACUUAUCAAAAUAAUCCGAUGAAUACGUGUUAAUAUACUUAUAAGGCUCAACGUGUUGUAUAACAAGAUGCAAGUUUAUACGUGGAAAUAUCUCGCCUUUUUCAUUAAAUCCCUGUCACUUCCUAAUUCCUUACCGGAUGAGGCAUUGCAGACCGCCGCAGAUGUGUGUGUGUGUGAAGACCGUUGAUUAAAUUAAUUCAUAAAUUAAUACCACAAGUGAGAAGGAGGGUCGGGAUGGCCUAGAGAGAAAACUAAAAAUAUCCUAGAAAAUUCAUUUAUUUCAAGCCCACGUCGCGGAGGGCCCUCAGCUCGGGAAUCUUUGUACAGAGAGCGAUUUAUACAAAAUAUGAGACAUACAUUUAUAUAUA
Dinoponera quadriceps is the source of this 5652-nucleotide messenger RNA. It is a transcript of the gene Eaat2, whose product is annotated as excitatory amino acid transporter. Gene Ontology annotation, molecular function: neutral L-amino acid transmembrane transporter activity; L-glutamate transmembrane transporter activity; glutamate:sodium symporter activity. The coding region runs from base 938 to 2539 and encodes 533 amino acids. Gene Ontology annotation, cellular component: plasma membrane. The record is from RefSeq and is a predicted model, not a curated record. The transcript has 11 exons. Gene Ontology annotation, biological process: L-glutamate transmembrane transport. NCBI's taxonomy places the organism in Eukaryota, Metazoa, Arthropoda, Insecta, Hymenoptera, Formicidae.